AUGUCCAACACUGCGCUUGAUUUAUUGAUGGAAAUGAUUGGACUGUGCGAGGUGAAAAAGAAGUUUGUCGAGAUCAACAUAUUCAUUAUUAUUUCAGGAAGACAGCAAGUUAGUCACCGCAAGAACAAAUUCGGGGCUGUUUUUAUUGGUAAUCCUAGUACUGGGAAAACAACGGUCGCGGAGCAUUAUGCGAAAUUCUUGUACGAGGCGGAUGUACUCCCGGUUGGCGAUAUUGUGACAGUGAAUGGGACUCGACUUGCCUCAGAAGGGGUCUGGAGUAUUCAACGCCUGCUGGAUGAGGUUGAGGAUGGAGGCGUUCUUCUUGUCGACGAUGCUCAUCAAUUGCUUUUCUCUGGUAUAUGUGAUGGAACUGCGGUCCUCAAUGUGCUUCUAUCCCAGGUGGAGAGGUUAACUGGGAAGGUCGUUGUUGUUUUCGCUGGCCAUGGAAAGCAGAUGCUGGAGUUCAGAGGUCACCAUCUAGCUUUUUCGAGUCUUAUACCCAUGAUAAUAAAGUUUCCCGACUACCAAGACCAUGAGCUUCAUCAAAUUCUUGUUCAUGAGCUGACGAUGAGGUUUGGUGACAAAAUAAGGGCCGAAGAUGGCCUGGACGGCCGCUUUAUGCGAAUAGUUGUUCGGCGAAUCGCCCGUGGACGUGGCCGAUAUGGAUUUGGAAAUAUUAGAAAUGAAGACCUUAUUGGCCCGGCCCCUUCAAGCGCAUUUGAUACUAGCACUGCGUGGAAAAAGCUUCUCGGGAUGGCGAAUACCUGGGCUAUCUUUGAUGCUACAAAGGGCAAAGUGCUUAUCAUCGACGAGGCAUAUAUGCUUGGAGGUGGAGAUGACCGAUGCGUUCUUCUCUUGGGAUACAGAGAGUCUAUGGAAUCGAUGCUUAAUAUUGUCAACCCGGACUACACGGAUGAUGAGCUAUGGCAGAUACUUGAUCUUAAACUUAGUCAACAGGGGUUUUCGGCUUCCGAAGAGGCUAGGAAUGCUGUCUUAGAAGUCCUUCGGCGAGCUCGGAAUGGACCAAAUUUUGGUAACGCAGCUGAACUUGUCGAAAGGUUAGAAGCCUAUCAGCGAAUUGCCAGAAGUAUGAAGGUUCUUGGCCAGGACCCACGAACUGGGAAAACAACAACGGCGAAGAGAAUGGGCGUAGUUUUCUAUGAGAUGGGCUUGCUUGCGAUCAAAGAUGUUGUGGAAUGCUCUGCUAUGGAUUUGAUAGGCGAGUAUGUCGGUCACACUGGACCAAAGACUAAGAAGGCUUUUGAGUCGGUCUUAGAACGGGUUUUGUUUAUUGAUGAAGCUUAUAAACUGGCCGACGGGACAUACGGGAAGGAUGCUGUUAUUAAAAUGGUCAAUAAUCUUACCAAGGACUGGUACUGA
Messenger RNA from Aspergillus niger, 1380 nucleotides. RefSeq lists its product as uncharacterized. Lineage: Eukaryota; Fungi; Ascomycota; Eurotiomycetes; Eurotiales; Aspergillaceae. The transcript has 8 exons. Bases 1 to 1380 code for a protein of 459 amino acids. The record is from RefSeq and is a predicted model, not a curated record. Gene Ontology annotation, molecular function: ATP hydrolysis activity; ATP binding.